CAGAAAAAACGAUGGUGAAAUUCUUGAAAAUACUUCUUCUUUUAGUAUCUUUAUUUUUCUUUUCUGCAUCUGUUUCUUAUUCAUUACCACUCUCAACUAAUGGGAGAUGGGUAGUGGAUGCACCAACAGGCGAUCGCGUUAAGCUUCGAUGUGUAAACUGGGCGUCUCACAUGCAAACCAUGUUGGCAGAAGGACUCGAUAAGAAACCAUUACCAGACAUAGUGAAAUCAAUGUCUUCAUUAGGUUUCAAUUGUGUUCGAUUCACGUGGGCAACUUAUAUGUUCACAAAACCAUCUAAUGGAAAUCUUACUGUUGAUGAAUCAUUCAAACGGUUAGGACUCUUGGAAGCUAAAGCUGGGAUAGCUUUGAACAACCCUGGUCUGUUGAAGUUAACAGUACUUGAAGCUUAUGAAGUAGUUGUUGAUGAGCUAGGUAAGCAGGGAAUCAUGGUGAUCUUGGAUAAUCAUGUUAGUAAGCCACAAUGGUGUUGUGGUGACGGUGAUGAUAAUGGAUUUUUCGGAGAUAAGUUUUUUGAUCCAAAAGAAUGGCUACAGGGUUUAGCUAUCGUGGCGAAUCGGUUCAAGGGUAAACCUCAGGUUGUGGCUAUGAGCAUGAGGAAUGAACUACGAGGGCCUCACCAAAACAAAGAUGUUUGGUACCGAUAUGUCCGUCUGGGUGGAGAAACAAUCCACAAACUGAACCCAAAACUACUAGUUAUCAUUUCAGGAUUGGGUUAUGAUACAGAUUUGAGCUUCUUAAGAAACGUAACUCUACGCACCAAUUUUGGUAACAAGUUGGUCUACGAGGGCCACUGGUACGCGUUCACCGACGGGCGAAGGAAAGACUGGGUGAAUAAGACACCAGAUCAAAUAUGUGCAAUUACAAUGAAAGAGUUUGAUGAUAAACUCGAGUUUGUUACGCUAGGAAAGAAUCCAAUUCCUCUAUUUUUGAGUGAAUUUGGUGUAGACCAGCGAGGCCUGAAUGAUGGGGAUAAUCGGUUUUUAAGUUGUUUUCUUGCUUAUGCAUCCGAAAAGGAUUUAGAUUGGGCAAUGUGGGCAUUGCAAGGAAGUUAUUACAUAAAGAACGAUGUAGCUAAUUUUGACGAAACUUAUGGUGUUCUGGAUAAAAAUUGGGAUCAGCCUAGAAACCCCAAGUUCAGAGAAAGAUACAGGCUCAUUGAAGAUAUAUUACAAGAUCCAAGAUCAAACUUGCCAAGGGAUCAGAUUAUAUAUCACCCGCUAAGCGGCCAUUGUUUACUCGUAGAUGAUAAGAAUAGCAGCAAUACUCAAGCUAGUGAUUGUUUGAAUCGGAGUCAUUGGAGCUAUGCUGGUAACCAAACUCAAGUAAAAUUGACAGGCACCUCAAAAUGUUUGAAGGUUGAAGGAAAUGGCCUUCCUGUGACAGUUUCGGAUGACUGUUCAAGUGUUUGGAAGGUGAUUGCAGAUUCCAAUAUACGUUUAGCCACCACUGAUAAAGAAGGGCGAUCGCUUUGCUUGGAUUACGACCUUUCAAAAUCUUCUGUAGUUUUGAGUAAUGAAUGCUUAUGUGCUGAUGAUGAAUCUAGCAAUUGUAAAGAGAAUCCUGAGACUCAGUGGUUCAAACUUAUAGAAACAAAUGUCAAAUAGCAGCUAGUCUGAUCAUCCUAU
Papaver somniferum (opium poppy) is the source of this 1646-nucleotide messenger RNA. RefSeq names its product glycosyl hydrolase 5 family protein-like. Bases 12 to 1625 code for a protein of 537 amino acids. NCBI's taxonomy places the organism in Eukaryota, Viridiplantae, Streptophyta, Magnoliopsida, Ranunculales, Papaveraceae. Gene Ontology annotation, molecular function: hydrolase activity, hydrolyzing O-glycosyl compounds. The record is from RefSeq and is a predicted model, not a curated record. The transcript is spliced from 3 exons.